GGCAGAUGCUGAGGAGAGAGAAGCAGGACGGAGAAUACAACAAGGGGAGCCACUUUGUCUUUGUGCUGCUCUUCACUCUUGUUGUUUUAAUAUCCUCCGCGUCUGCUCGGACUGCCUGUGAGCGACGCCUCGAGCAUCUUCGGACGGCGCGGUCCGUCAAACCAUGCAGCAGGAGUCCUGGAUGAAAUGCUGCAAGUUUAAAUAUUAGUGUGUGUUUGUGUGCGUGUAUGUGCGCGUGUGCGCGCGCGCUUGUAUAUGUGUGUGUGUUGGUUGUCUGUGCGUGCGACGUUGAGUUUCUGCACCGCAGCGCAACUUCACCCGGUGCCACAGUGAAGAGAAAAGCGCUCAGUCAGUCCUUGGGAAGGAUUUCAUCCCGGUCCUGGAACCAGUUCUUCUCUGCGGCGUGUCCACCCGAACCCGCAGCAUGAACAACCAGUGAGGAGGAGAAGAAGAAGAAGAAGAAGAAGAAGAAGAAGAAGAGGGAAAAAGAAAGAAAGAAAGAAACAGAUUGCUGUGAUAAAAUGUUCCCCUCUUCAUCCACGCUGCCUUUAAAACACGGGUUUCCACGCUCAGUUCACGUAGCCUUUUUAUGACCUGCAACACGUCUGUGCUUGGAAAGGUGGAGUAGACUGCUGAGCUAAAUCUGAACCAAACAACACUGAUCAGGAGAAAGGGAAAGAGGUGUGAGCCCAGCAAAGCAGGGGGGAAGGAAGAAGAGAGCAUAUAUUUAGCAGUUUCCUCGUUCUUCUCCUCUCAUCCCUGGACAGGCAAGUAAAGCGCCCUUCCCCAUAUGUGGUGGGUGAGAUGAACUCCAGUGGGAAUACUGUAGACCCCACCUGACAGCUCUCUGCCUGAGCAACUGAAAGCUUUUUACUGGAGCCUCCACAACCACGAAGUGGGAUAAAAAAAAAAAAAAAGUAAAAUUGCCAGCUCAACUGAGAUAUAGAAUAUAUAUAUGUUAUUUUUGGCUUGUAAAAUGAGCCUUUAUCUGGUGCUCCUAAAAUAGUCCCCUGUUCCUUUCCCCUGCCCCACACAAUCAUACAUUUCCUUCUUACACCCUUUCAAUCCACUAGCUAAUUUCUACUCAGAGUUCAGUCUGGCCGGCACAACCAUUCCAGCUAAGGGGGAGGAGGACUUCCUCACACUGGCCGCCUCCCGGCUCAGCCGAAAGAAACGUGUCAUUGGGGCUGGCGUCGGCGUGGCCAUGGUUCUGGUCCUGCUGGUGGCCAUUCCCCUAUUGGUCCACACCACCAAGGGGGGAGGGUCCGGAGGAGGGGGCACGCAUUACGAGAUGCUCGGGAGCUGCAAGAUGGUGUGUGACACUUUCACCCCCCCACAGGGAGAGCUGACAGCUGUCUCCCCUCAGCCCCCAGACUUCCCAAAAGGCAGGGGCAAACAGGGUUAUAGAGGGAGCCCUGGACUUCCUGGUCCUCCAGGUCCUAAAGGGCCCCCUGGAGAGCCUGGCAAGCCCGGCCCACCUGGUCCACCAGGGCCUGGACCUGGUGGAUAUGGCUCAUCUUUCUACAGUCCCAAAAUCGCCUUCUACGCAGGCCUCCGGAAGCAACACGAAGGGAGUGAAAUACUGAAGUUUGACGACGUUGUGACCAAUGUAGGGAACUACUACGAGCCGAGUACCGGCAAGUUCACCUGCCCGCUGCCUGGCAUCUACUACUUCACCUACCAUGUCCUGAUGAGAGGAGGUGAUGGGACGAGCAUGUGGGCCGACCUUAAGAAGAACGGACAGGUGAGGGCCAGUGCAAUUGCUCAAGAUGCAGAUCAGAACUACGACUACGCCUCCAACAGCGUCAUCCUCCACCUGGACGUGGGGGACGAGGUGUGCGUACAGCUCGACGGGGGCAAAGUACAUGGCGGAAACACCAACAAAUACAGCACCUUCUCUGGCUUCCUCAUCUACCCCGACUGACAGUGUACUCACAUUUAUAUACUCUCUCUCUGUAAUCAAGCAAAAAAAAAAAAGUUCCCUCUCCUUUCUGCAUCUAACACACCAUGCUGCCAUGAUGUAAUUUGUCAUUUCAAUGCUGUUCAGUACACGACACAUGUAAUAACAUGAUCACAGUUAACAAAUAGAGUUGGAAGAGAAUUUGUGUAAAAAUGAAUAUAGUCUUGUAUAUAUUAAUAGUUAACACUUACUUCUGAUACACACACUUGUGUAGUCAUCACUCUGCGCCAUGUAUAUAUGUGUGAGCAUGACUACAGCACAUGAUUAACAUCUGUUACACACGCAUACACACACAGGUGUGCACACACGCGCAUUGAAGAUCUCCUAUCAGUUGUUGCUCUGAGACAAGAUGACCAUUUCAGUCUCCGGUCGGUCUGAAAUCGACUGAAAUGAUCUCUGAACGAAGACUGGAAAUCGAAGCGUGUACUUGGCUGCAGCCUCUCGCCUUCACUGUGAGAUGGAUUUCCAAACGAGAAAAAAAUUCAUGAAUAUAUUGAUCGGCGCUGAUAAUACAGCCAACACCGUGUAACAUAAUCUAGUGUGUUGUAUGUCUGCGUUUAUGCCCCAUGUGCAAGCACGUGUGUGUGUUUGUGUUGAGCUGUCAGAGCGUCAUGUUGCCGUUGGUUUGACUUGCACGGCCUCUGGCUCCUGUUAAGGGGGGAGGCUGUCAAGUUGUCGGUAACAGUCCCUUAACACACACGGUAUAUUGAUACUGAGGUUUAGCUUUGAGAUUUUGCCUGAGCCAGAGCUUAUGACUGAGCCUCAUCAUGUCCUGCUAAUGAGGCUUCUUCUACAGCCUCAUCUGUUCAGUCACACUCACAUCUGGCAUCUAUAGUUUGCUGUAGGACUGAAACGGAUACAAGGUUUAGUUAUUUAUCAGUCCACAACACAGGGUUGUAGGACCAAACGCUCACUGACGUCCCUUUAUGCUACUAUGGAAAUGGAUGACUGACAAGUCCUAAUAAAAAAAAAUAAAUAACAGAAAAAAAAACAGUUUUUUUUGUGGUGGAGUGGGCAGAUGAGUUAAGGAGUCUCACAGUGUGAGGAAUGAAGCUGCUCUGUAUUCUGGUGGUGCAGCAGUGGAUACUUCUGUAUCUCUCGCCAGGCGGCAGCAGAGCGACCAGCUGUGGCAGGGAUACGUGUUGUCUUUGAGCAUCAGUUAUUACAGUAGUUAGAAUAGAUAAACAUUUGAGGAAAUAAGAGUUAAAGAAAGGAUUGAUACCAUUCUCCUAUCCGACCUCUCAUUGUAAUGCCACAGCCAACAGCUGCUUAGGUUAGCGCCUAUAGGGGCUGAGUUACAUCAGAAAAGAAGAGGUUUGUAUGAAGUCUUGGCCGAUUGCGUUGGAAAUCAAAAGGGUUUCAAGCCAGUCUCUUCUGGAAGACACGUGUUGCAGUUAUACAGUAUGCAUACUCCUAACCUUUAAAUAAUGUGUUAGUGACAUGACUUGUUGUUUUGCCUUUUUUUCAGUCUUUGUGAAAAGCUAAGCUAAGUGGCUCCUGGCUGUUGCGUCUUGUUUACCCUACAGACAUGAGAGUGGUAUCAAACUUCUCAUCUAAUUCUCUGCAGUACCUCUGUCACACUGGACAAAAACACCCAUAAAAAUGGGUACAGUCGGCCUUUACUUCUAUGUCAAAUGAGUAAGGCUCCAAUAAGCUGUGAUGAAAACACUGGUACUAGUAAUAAAAGCUAUCAAAAAUUAACCACCAUAAUAUUGUUACUGACUUCCUUGGCGGUACUCGAUCCUUGCCGUGCAGCUCUCUGCAGAGAUGAGAAAGGAAUGAGUUGUCUCACUCCUCGGUUAUCAGCUCUGGAAUAAAAAAUAAUGCGUCUAAUUCAGAAUGUUAUUGAUUAAGUCUUUGAACACAAGUUUAAAGUCUUCUGGAUGCAGCGAUUUGCGUCUACUAUGUGGUCUGCUGAUCAAAACACGUGACACACAAGUAAAAAAAAAAAAAAAAGCACAAAGGCAAACUCAUCUGGCAGUGGGAAAGAUGUCAGUCACUUCUUUUAAGCGGGUUUACAUACGUUUGCAUUUACUUGCGUAAAGUGUAUUUCACCAAGGAUCAAACUACUCCUUUAAUUUUACCGCUAAAGUUCUUAUGUGAAGAUGUUUUUGAAAUGCUGGUGACUGUUGUCAAUGUUUUACUGCCAUAUGCCAUACCUAUGGUUUUCUGUGCCUUACACUCUCUUUUUCAUUUUCAUUUUUUAUGCAUGAGGUUUGUCUUGUCGAGUCCAGACUAUAUGAAGAUGCCGGUCUGUGUGAUAAAGAAAACUGCAAUCUGUGUUCCAACAUGGCCAGUCAGCGCAAAUGUUGUCACUCACUUGAUGAUGCAGUUUCCGACUGAGGACAUCUUUCUAUCUAACUGGAUGUAACUUACUGUUCUAAAUAAAAGCCCCUAAAGUGGAGACUGAGGUUCAUUGUGUGCGGUGGGAAACACCUGUGGGAGUGAACAACAGGAGCAUGUCGCUGUGUGAAUUAAAAUGUGCAUCCAGAAAAAAUACAAAAUGUUUAUGUAAUCAAAUUAUUAUAUUAAAUAUCUCUAUUUUUUUUCAUGAUGUAGACGGGUACAAUAUAAUCCUCUGAGCACAUCUGUGGAUGAAGAGAGCUUCGUAUUGGUCCAGUAAUACGUUUGACAAAACCUGUAGCAGAGACUUGUGGUGCAGAUCCAGAUAGCAUGACUGUACCCUGAUGGGAUCUGGCUGCGAACUUUACCGAUGAACUCAUCAUUCUUGUGCUGUGUGUGAAAAAGCCGUCCCGACGUCGUGUUUUGCACACACGCAUCCACUCUGAGUGGCUUUACAUAAACUCUGCGCCACGCUGCAUCCUCUUGUGUGUGUUUUUCCGGGCGAUGUUACCUCUGUUCACGAGCAGUGUGGAUUCAUUGUUGUCACUGUACUUUGCAAGCUGAGUUGUGUGUAUUUGUUAUGUAUGACAACAACAUAGAUUUUUAUCUCUGCCCUUGAAAACAAACGAAACACGAUGAAAAGAAAAAAAAGAGGAAGAAAAUUCGGGUUUAUUUUGCUGUCACUGAGUAAACCCAGUGCUUUCUGCGUUCUUAAUCUCUCUCUGCAGGAAAACCAAGAACUCAACAGGAAGGCGCUGGCAUCUGUUGCGAUGAGUGAUCGCUGUUUAUGAUCACAGAGAUUUGAAGAUUUUAGCAGAAGUUUAAAACAGCUGACAAAUGUAUUCCAGCACCUCGAGCCAACAAUCACCUACCCGACAUGUCUUUGUUAUUUCCUCCAUUGAUAAAGAAUAAUGUGGUAAAUUGUCUGACUUUGUGGACAUUAUUAUUUUUUUUGUAUUUUGCUUUUUGUUGAUAUUUACAUGAACUCUGUAAACUGAGCAUAAUAAACACAAUGAAGCAAAUCAGCAAAA
Molecule: messenger RNA, 5334 nt
Organism: Acanthopagrus latus (yellowfin seabream)
Lineage: Eukaryota; Metazoa; Chordata; Actinopteri; Spariformes; Sparidae
Gene: c1ql4b
Product: complement C1q-like protein 4
Exons: 4
Coding region: 1205-1924 (239 amino acids)
Molecular function (GO): protein binding
Source: RefSeq, a predicted model, not a curated record